Messenger RNA from Trichoderma atroviride IMI 206040, 1432 nucleotides. Lineage: Eukaryota; Fungi; Ascomycota; Sordariomycetes; Hypocreales; Hypocreaceae. The record is from RefSeq and is a predicted model, not a curated record.
UACUAGUUUACCAUGUUUACUACCUGUGCUUUUAGCUGGAGUUGUUAGGCAGAACAAACAUGAAAGGCGUCAGGCAUACGUUGACAGGACGAAAGUUGUUCAACGCCCCAAUUCUGUUUACAUUGAUGUGUAUUGCUACUGCUUCUACUGUUGCGGCUGCUGCGAGGUAGCUACAUCGCGUAGUUUUACAUGUAUCUAAUAGGCAUAGGCAUAUGCAUUUGUACAUUUGCAUACGGAUCAACUACAUGUACGGCAUGUCGGAUGACAGGAUGUGCCUUGGAUAGCUUUCCCCCAUAAUACUUGUAGGUAGGGAUUCAUCAUCAGCCCCAUAAGAGGUAUGUGCGUGUAACUGCAUGUAUCCAGCUCUGCUUCACAGCCAGAUGGCAGGAACCAGGGGUAAACAAAGACAUUCUUGGUCCCGCUCCCCCCUAAAAAUAGGUUGAUGCCCCAUGGGACGGAUAUCUUUCGUUCGUCUGAAACUUAGCAAAAGCGGGAUCGGAACCAGCGGCUUCUGCUGCCCUCUUCCGCAGUCAUGGCGUUCAAUAUACCACUGAAUCAGUGAGCGUCAGCAGCAAAACGGACAAGUAAACAAACGACACCACGCUAAAGUCACACAAUGGCUGGACUGGUUGGCUCACGCCGUUUGACAAGAGUGGCGGGGCAACGCUGCUCAAUGCGCGGUUGCGGAUUACAGGAUACAGGGGAGAGACCAGGCCGAUACGCGUGCAUUGAUUCAGUGCAAUGUACCUGGAAUCAAAGACCAUCGGCCAACCGCCUAUCUGUGCCUCUUGGAAAGGCAUAGAAUACAUGUGGGCAAAAGGCAAGAUGUACCAUGCGCGUACUGCGCAGCCUAAUAGCCCACGCAUAUUCUCUCUAGAUUCCUCCCACAUGAGCUAUAAGGAAUUCCGAUAUACUCCAAAAGGAGUACGCUAUGUAGCUCACUAGGCAACGUCAAAUAUAGAAGAUAUGAAGUGUAUGUGUACCAUCGAAUUUGACUUGAAAAGAGAGCGUCUGUCGAGCGCGAAUGCGAGAUGCUAGGGGUAGAUGUUGGGACUAAAAGAGGAUCAAGUGGCGUUGAAGCGUCUUUACUGCUACAUUCAGAUAACACAUGUGGAUAGCAGCUAGAUCAGAUCAAAGGACUAAAUUUAGCUCUGCCCUCAUGUGGAUAAUCGGAAGCCUUUGUCGCUUUACAUUUUCUCCCCUUGUGGCAACUAUGUAUGUGAUUCUGACUAGAUGCAGUUCAGACUCUCUAUCAUCAUCUAAUAAUAGAUGCAAUCGGAAAUCUAUUGUCUCAAAGUAUUCUUUUCGUUUUGGACGUCCUUUCGCAUCUUUCUACCGCCUUGGCCCUUUCAUUAUUGUAACGAUUUGCAGUAGAGAGCCUGGAAACGUCUCAUCCCGUCCUGAAGGAAUACUAGCAGGGAGUUCUCCGAGC